Carassius carassius (crucian carp) is the source of this 1472-nucleotide messenger RNA. RefSeq lists its product as uncharacterized. The coding region runs from base 138 to 1139 and encodes 333 amino acids. The record is from RefSeq and is a predicted model, not a curated record. The transcript is spliced from 4 exons. NCBI's taxonomy places the organism in Eukaryota, Metazoa, Chordata, Actinopteri, Cypriniformes, Cyprinidae.
ACACACUUUAAUAACCACUGCACAGUGAGACCUAUUUGGGUCAGUUGUUGUGAUGUGGCGGUUCGGCUGUAAUCAUCCUGCUUGUGUUUGCAGUGUCGUCUCUGUUCCGGCCGUCAGGAGACGUGCAGGAGGAGGAAAUGCAGACACAACACAAUAAAGAGGACCGGCUGGUUUGCUGGCCACCGAAAGCCUCUCUCAGUAAAACAGGUGGCAGCAGUUCAGGCAGUCAGGCUGUUGAAGAGGUGAUGAAGAUGUGGCCUCCUCCGGCUGCUCUGGGUCUCGAGAGGAGCUCGUCCAACAUCAGCAUCCAUCAACGAACCACAGAGUCUCCACUGCACACCGAACCAAGAGCUCCACAUGAACAGGGUCCCAGACCAAGCAGCUUCCCGCCACGAGCCACAGAUGUUUGCUCAGAGCGGAGGGAGGAGUCCGUUCUGCAGGAUGUCCAGUCUGUGGUCAGUCCUCAGCAGCCUGUGAAACUUAACGCAGCUACAGAUGAAGAAGAAACUACAGUGGACAAAACCAACCCACCGCCACCAACAGCACAUGAUGAACACUCAACACUGCAAAGCCAAAAUCCAGCCCAGGCCCCAGAGAUCGUGUUGAGCCAGUUCCAGGGAGCUGAAGCCCUGCAGCGUCCGCCAAUGACUCUGGACAGCGCCGUCUGGAGCAAAGCCAUGGCUCCGGAGGAAGUGCUGGAAGAUCUGAAGCUGGAUUGCACCAUGCCUCAAACCCUAGUGCUGCCUCAAGACAAAGAAGACACGGCCAGCAUCGGACAGUGGGGAGAGCAGCUGGUUCACUCCUUCCUCACGCACUGGAAAGAGAACGGCGGCCCCAGUCAAAUCACCUGGUUCAACGAGAACGGAGAGAGUGGCCGUGCAUGCGACUUCAAGCUGACCUUCACAAAUAAUGGCAGCAUGCAAGAAGUCUUCGUGGAGGUGAAGACGACGGUCAGGCGAGAGCGACACUUCAUCCACAUGUCUGCGAACGAGCUGGAUCUGGCACUGAAGGAGAAGGAGCGAUAUCACAUAUACCGAGUGUACGGCGCUGGAGAUGUGCAGCACGUUCGUCUCUGUCGCAUCAAGAAUCUGGCGCAGCAUCUGCACUCCAAGUCUCUGGAAUUGUUUUUAUUCGUGUAGCCAUCUUAAAAUCUGGAGUUGUUUUAGGAUAACAUUUUCUGACCUGUGUCAGAUGUACAAUUCUGCCAGUUUUGCACUCUAUUCUGUUUAAUUAUUUUAAUUUUAUUUUUUAACUACUGAUACUGUUUGUACUGAUAUGUGCGAUUGCACGAUUUUAGUGGCCAGUUAUAGUUAAACGUUUUAAAGAAUCAACAUUUUCUCUACUCACGUUUUUGGUCAUGUAUUCAGAGCACAGGUUUUGCAUUGAUUCUGUCAUAAGCUCUACUGUAAAAGUAUAACUUUACUCUUUGGAUUUCUGUAAUCAUUUCCGUAAAUAAAUGUUCUGAAAAUGAA